AUGAGGAAGUUUUGUGAGGUCUUUAUUUUAUUAAAUGUUUUAUAUAUUAAAAACAGCUAUAGUAAUAUUGUUAAUAACAAUACAGAUCUUGGAAAAUUAUGUGAAGAUGGUUUACCUUUGUUAUCUUCAAAUGAUAAACCAGUAUCAUGUAAUGAAACAUCUCAUUGUCCUUUAGGAUUUUGGUGUCAUAAUGGUGGAAUAUAUCCCUCAUUAUAUUAUUGUUGUCCUAAAAAUAAAGAAGUUAGUAAUAUUUGUGGAUUACCAAAAAAAAUUGGAUAUGGUUAUGAGGUAUCAUUAAGAUAUGUUUUUAAUAUACAUUCAAGAGAAUGUGAAUCAUUUAUGUAUUAUGGUAUUGGAGGUAAUGAAAAUAAUUUUGAAUCUUAUGAAAAAUGUCAAUUAAUGUGUGGAAUGUUUUCAAAAAAAAUUGAAGAAACUCUUUUAAAUGAAAAUAAUUUUAUUCAAAAGAUAGGUGGAAAUAUUUUUCAUGUAAGUAAUGAUGCUCCUGUUACAAGUAAUUUUGAUCCAUGUACACAAACACCUGAUAAUGGAAUUAGUUUAGAUGAAAAUAAUACUAUUGAAAAAAGAUUUUAUUUUGAUAGAGUUUUAUCUAAAUGUAUUAAAUUUUCAUACAAAGGUUAUGGUGGUAAUUAUAAUAAUUUUAAAUCAUUUCAAGAUUGUGAAGAAACAUGUGGUAAUGGGAAAUUACAAUUAUCAUCAUGUUUUGAAAAAUAUACUAAUGGAACAGGAAAUAUGAAAAUAUUAAGAUAUUAUUAUGAUUAUAAACAUAGAGUAUGUAAAAAUUUUUUUUAUAAAGGAAAUAAUGGAAAUAAUAAUCGUUUUAUUUCAAGAAAACAAUGUACAGAAUUGUGUAUUAUUUCAUUACAACCAGAUAAAGUUUUAGUUGCUGGGACAACAACUAUUAUUCCAAUCACUAGUACUACAGUUACAUCUCCAACAACUUUAGCUACAACAACUUUUUCAACAACUACUACUAAUAGUAAUACUAUAUCAACAACAAUAACAACAAUUGAACCAAAAUUAUCUUCAAAAUUAAUAUUUAAUAGUUAUAAAAAAAAUAAUAAUGAUACAAUAAUUGUUGAAAAUAAUAUAAAAGAAGAAAGUUAUACUAUACCAAAAAUUAUUAAAAUUAUUCCUCCAAUUAAUUAUAAAAAUGAAAAAUUUUAUUCAAAUGAAGAACAAAAUUUUAUUAAUAAUAAUAAUAAUAAUCAAUUUAAUGUUAAUGAAUAUAUAAAUCCAUAUGAUAAUAAAUAUAGAAUAAAAUAUCCAAAUGAGGAAACAUUUCAUAAUAAUCAAGAAACAAUAUGGGGAUUUGAAAAUUAUUAUCAACCAUUACCAUAUGAUGGACAUGUAGGUGGUGGUAUUAUAACAAAUAUAACAAAUAAAAAUAAUAAAAGAAGACGACCAAUUCAAGAAAUUUCAUCAUCAGCAUAUAAAGAAUUUAUUCAUAAUUUAACUGAUAAUAAACAAAAUAAUGAUGAUAUAUGUAAACUUCCAUUAGAACCUGGUAUUGGAAAUUUAUUUAUACAAAGAUGGUAUUAUAAUUCAAUAUUUCAUAAUUGUAUACCAUUUUUUUUUAAAGGACAAUCAUCUAAUGGUAAUAAUUUUUUUACUAAAAAUGAUUGUAUUAAAAGAUGUAUAAUUAAUAGUAAAAUAUCAAAUUAUAAAAAUAAAGAACAAUAUAAUAAUUUAUGUUCAAAUGGUAUACCAUCAUUAAAUUCAUAUCAUAAAUUAAUUAUAUGUACAAGUAAUGAUAAUUGUCUUAAAAAAACACAUUAUUGUUCAUAUGAUAUAUCAAAUAUACAAGGAUAUUGUUGUCCAAAAUCUUAUAUAUCACCAUGUGAACAAGAAUUAAUUAUUGGUAAUCAAAUAUAUAAUAAAAAAUUAGAAAAAGAAACUACAAUAAGAUAUUAUUUUAAUAAAGAUACAUAUACAUGUACAUCAUUUAAAUAUACAGGAUAUGGUGGUAAUGAAAAUAAUUUUUUAACAAUAGGUGAAUGUCGUAGACAAUGUCCAGAAUAUAUUAAUCCAUGUCCUGUAGGUAUACCAUAUAUAUCAAAAAUUAAUGAAAAUGUAGCAUUUUGUUCACAUAUAAAUCAAGAAUGUCCACAAAAUUAUUGGUGUCAUAUUGGUGGAUCAAAAAAAACAUCAACAUGUUGUCCAAUGAUUAAUGAAGAUGCUCUUAAUGAAGAUCCAUGUUCAAUGAAUCUUAUUAUUGGUGAAGGUCAUGAAGCACUUAGUAGAUAUUUUUAUAAUAAACGUACUAAACAAUGUGAAAGUUUUAUUUAUCUUGGUAAAAAAGGUAAUGCUAAUAAUUUUUAUACUAAAACAGAUUGUGAAGCUAUGUGUCCUGUUUUUGAAAAUCCUUGUGGUUAUGGAUCACCAUUUUUUAAUACAAUUACAUCAAAUUCUAAUAAAGAUGAUUCUGAUGAAGAAUCACAACCAAUGUUUUGUUCAACAACUGAAGAUGAAGAAGAAAGUAAUUGUCCAGAGGGAUAUUAUUGUCAUAUAGGAGGAUCAUCUCAUUCAACAGUUUGUUGUCCAAUUACUGGUAAUCCAUGUGAUAUGCCUGUUGCUAAAGGUAAUGGUACAUCAAUUCUUAAUAGAUGGUAUUUUAAUAGUAAAACAAAAGUAUGUUCAAGUUUUGUAUAUUCUGGUAUUGGUGGUAAUGUUAAUAAUUUUCUUUCUAAAGAAGAUUGUACUCAGACAUGUGAUGUUAUGUUAAAUCCAUGUCCAACUGGUCAUCCACAUAUAACACUUUCUGGUGAAGUAACACAAUGUGGUGAUUUUUUAUCAAUUGGUAAUGAUGAAAAUGGUAGUUGUCCACCAACAUAUUGGUGUCAUUAUGGUAGUAGUUAUGAAACAAGUACAUGUUGUCCUAAUGCCGGAAAUCCAUGUAUUCUUAAUAUGGAAGAAGGUGAAGGAAAUUUAAAUGUUAUAAGAUAUUAUUAUGAUUAUAAAGCAAGAAAAUGUAAAAAAAUGAUAUAUAAAGGUAUGAAAGGAAAUCAAAAUUCAUUUUUAACAUUAAGUGCCUGUGAAGCAAGAUGUCCAGUUUUUAAAAAUCCUUGUCUUAAUGGUGAACCAGAAAAAAUAGAAAAUGGUGAAGAUAUUAAAUUUUGUAGUAUGUCAAAUUCUAAAAAUGGUUGUGGUGAAGGAUAUUAUUGUCAUAUAGGAUAUUCUGAAGAAAGUACUGUUUGUUGUUUAAAAAUAAAUAAUGAUCCAUGUUCACAACCAAUUAUACGUGGUGGUGGACCAUCAUCAUUAUCAAGAUUUUAUUUUGAUUCUUCAACAAGAACAUGUUUACCAUUUAUUUAUAGUGGUGGUAAUGGUAAUAUGAAUAAUUUUAUUAGUAAAGAUGAAUGUGAAUCAACAUGUCCAGUACUUCAAAAUCCAUGUAGUAAUGAUGAAGGACCACCAGCAACUGAUAAUAAUGGACAAUAUAUUUUUUGUGCCAGUAGAGCUGAUAAUACCUGUCCAUCAGGAUAUUUUUGUCAUUAUGGUGAAUUUUUAUCUGAAUCUAUUUGUUGUCCUGAUGGUGAUGAAGAUACAUGUAAUAAACAAUUACAAGAAGGUAUUGGUGAUAAAGAAUUAAUAAGAUGGUACUUUAAUAAUAAUUUAAGAAGAUGUUCUAAAUUUAAGUAUAAAGGAAAAGCAGGAAAUUCAAAUAAUUUUAUUACACUUCAAGAAUGUCAAAUGACAUGUAAAGAAUAUCAAAAUCCAUGUUCUGAUGGUGAUCCAGCACUCAAUAAUAAAGGUGAAAUUAUAUUUUGUUCAUCAACAAAUAAUAAUAAUAAUACCUGUCCUGAUAAUUAUUUUUGUCAUCAUGGUGCAAUUGAAAGUACAACUGUAUGUUGUCCACUUCAACAACAAUCAGAUCCAUGUUAUGGACCAUUAUCUAUUGGUAGUGGUUUAUCAAAACUUUCAAGAUGGUAUUUUAAUCAUAAUACAAGGCAAUGCCUACAAUUUACAUAUACUGGAAUUAAUGGUAAUGCAAAUAAUUAUUUAACAGAAGAAGAUUGUUCUAAUUCAUGUCCUGUUGUUAUUAAUCCAUGUCCUGGUGUUGAUAGAGUUUACCCAAAAGCAUUUGUUGAUUCAUUAAAAUGUUCCUCUGAUACAUCAUUUUUAUGUCCAAUUGGAUAUUGGUGUCAUUUAGGUUCAACACCUGAAACAACAAUAUGUUGUCCUAAUGCUCAAGAUCCAUGUAAACAGGAACUUGAAAUUGGUAUAAAAUUUAAAACAGAAAAUGUUAAAAGAUGGUAUUAUGAUUCAAAUAUUAAAGAAUGUAAAAGUUUUAUAUUUAAAGGAUUAAAAGGAAAUCAAAAUAAUUUUCUUAGUAAAGAUGAUUGUAUUAAGACAUGUCCAAGUUUUACAAAUGUUUGCCAAAUACAAGAACCAUAUAGAGAUAAAAUAUAUAAUAAAAUUGUAAAUUGUGAUAAUAACAAAAAUUGCCCUUCCGGUUAUUUUUGUCAUAGAGGAUCUCCAUCAAUAUCUAUAAAAGAUAAAAAUAUUAAUAAUGUUUGUUGUAGAAGUUUAAAACAUCCAUGUCAAGAUGAAGUUAUUAUUGGUAAUGGUAAAAAUUCUUUACCAAGAUGGUAUUUUAAUUUUGAUAAAAAACAAUGUGUAGAAUUUACAUAUUCUGGAUCUGGUGGUUCAUCAAAUAAUUUUAUAACAAGAGAAGAAUGUAUUGAUACAUGUCUAUAUGAUAAUACUAAUCCAUGCCGUAAUGGUGAACCAUAUAAAAAUAUUUAUGGUGAAAUAAAAAAUUGUUCACCACAAUCAUAUAAUGAAUGUCCACAAAAAUAUUUUUGUCAUAUUGGUGAUGAUAAAAAAAAUACUGUAUGUUGUCCAUCAAUAAUACCAUCACCAUGUCAAGAAAAUAUUGAAAUUGGUUAUGGUAAUAAAGAAUUAAGUAGAUAUUAUUAUAAUUAUCAUAGUAAAGAAUGUCUUCCUUUUGUUUAUACAGGAAUGGGUGGUAAUUCAAAUAAUUUUUUAACAAAAGAAGAUUGUGUCAAAAGUUGUUACCUUCAUUCAUCUUCUACUCCUAUCUUAUUUUCGACAGCUGAAUGGCCAUGGUAUACACAAAAAGAAAUUAAAAAACGUUCAAUACCAUUAAAAUGUGGUAUGCCAGUUGCUAAAAGUUGUAAAGGAUCUCCAAUAGGUUAUUUUUAUGAUAGAAUGUCAAAUGAAUGUGUACCAAUACGUCCAUGUCCUAAUGAACCUUAUGAUAAUAUUUUUUGGAAUCUAAAUGAAUGUACAAAUAUUUGUAGUGAUAUUGGUAAUAGAAGAAGUGCCACAGAUAAGGAGGAGGAUUAUCUUUUAAUACGUUCAUUAGGAUUUUUAAGUCAACUACUUUCUAAUCCUAGAAAUAAAGAAAAUUUGAGGUAG
This is a messenger RNA of Strongyloides ratti, 5403 nucleotides long. Its product is annotated as Proteinase inhibitor I2, Kunitz metazoa domain and Cysteine-rich repeat and Lustrin, cysteine-rich repeated domain-containing protein. Bases 1 to 5403 code for a protein of 1800 amino acids. The transcript has 2 exons. Gene Ontology annotation, molecular function: serine-type endopeptidase inhibitor activity. The record is from RefSeq and is a predicted model, not a curated record. Lineage: Eukaryota; Metazoa; Nematoda; Chromadorea; Rhabditida; Strongyloididae.